UAAACUGAAACAGGCUGUUUUACAGCUGAUCAAACGUUUAGGACCACUUGCCUUUAAAAGGCCAAAUCUGUGCAAAAAUGGGGAUUCAUUGUCCUUUUCUGUCAGGCAGUCACACUGUCAUGACGCUCUGAUGGCUAAGGAAAAAAAACGUUCCCUUUUUAAACGUGGUCGGGUUGUUGAACUGCAUAAGCAGGGUCUCUCACAGCACGCCAUCGCUGCUGAGGUGGGAUGCAGUAAGACUUUCAUUUCUUAAAUGAUCCUGAGGGUUAUGAAACAAAAACUCAAGUGGAAGACCCAAAAAAAGUCACCAGCACUGAGCCGGAGGAUCCAACUGGCUGUCCGUCAAGACACUGGACGAUCCUCGACCCACAUUAAGGCUGUUACUGGCGCCGACUGCAGCCCCAUAACAAUCAGACUGAGACUGAAGGGCUUCAAAAACAAAAAAAAACGUCUUUAAAGGCCUCGUCUCCUUGAACGCCACCAGAGAACGCCAACGAGAGCACCAAGCAUGGGACACUGAAAGGUGGAAGAAAGUUUAAGUGGUCUUAAACUUUUGAUCAGGACUGUAGUACCACAUGAAAUACAGUCCUGAUCAUGAUCAUGUCUGUUUUUCAUAUCAACAAUGGACAACAACAGUUACUUCAAGGCAUUUAAUAAUGUAAAGUAACCCCUUACAAAAUUAGAGAUGGGAAACAGUGGGAAAGAAGAACUCCCUUUUUACAGGAAGAAUCCUCCAGCAGAAGCUCAGGGAGGGAUACAUAACGUUACAACAUCAGGACAAAAUUCAGUUUCAAAUGAGGUAAAUUAAUAGUUGUUGGUUUAAUGUACAGUUUUUAUGAAAAUUUAUUUUCCCCUUCUUUCACAAGCUGCUGCCAGCAGUUACAGAUUUCUUUAGAUGGUCAGUUUUAUUAAUGCAUGUACUGCACAUACACGACCUCUGAGUAGUUUUAUAGCCAUUUAGCAGCAGAGCUGUAAAUAACGAUGUAAUUUUGCUACUUGCUGUUACUUAGUAUUGAUAUUUCCUCACAGCAGAAGCUUUCCACUUAGUGUUAUAGCACAUUUCACACACCUACUACUCUCUAUCAAAAUCUAGUCAAAGUGCUAAAACCACAGUUAUGUAUCAGCAGAUAAUGAUCAUUUUACCAAACACAGACAUUUUGCUGUUACUUUUAUUGCUGUGCAUAUUAAUGUGCUUAGCUCUCAUAUUCUGGAUCGUACUAGAUAAUGUGCAAAUCGAUCUGAGAAGUUUGUGUUUUCAAUUGAUAAGAAGAGUUUAUCUUACUACUUCUGCUGCAUAACAGGAAAGAAAGACAUAAGUUAGCACUGGAUAUUAGCCAAAGAAAAACAUCAUCUUUAAUAUCAGUGUAGCAGCAUCAAGCUGUUUGUGUGUUUGCACAGAACAGUGAAUGUUCGCCUGAGGAGUGAGUGCAAAUCAGUUUGUCAUUUGUGAAUUUUGUCUACAGUUUCUUCAGCUUUUCAUUUUCUAAAACUGAAUUUCUCUUUCUGUGCGAGCUCCUGCGUUCUGCUCUCGUCAUUAGUUGUGAAAUGCUCGAGUGUUGCAACUUCAUCAAAGGGAGUAAUGCAGAAGUGACAUGUCACUCAGUGUCACGCCUAUUGGAACAAUAUGUGUACGGUAAAAACCCUACAAUAAUAGAGAGUGACUACAUGCACUCUGAGAUGCUAAUCUUUCACAACCCCAACAGGAGGAUUCGAGAGAAGUCUGAUCAAAGCUGGUGAGGCUGAACGACACGGGCUAAUCAACAGGACAGAAAACUGAAUUUACACUAAUCCAGUUCCUAGAGCAGGUCCCAUGUAUUUUCAAAAAACAAAUGUGGCACAAAAGUGCCAAAAAGCACAAAAUAUCUAAGGACAAAAUUGGAGUCACUGGGCGGGGCUACCACAGGAAAUUCACCACUGAUUGGCAGAUGCAGUUACUAUGUAACAAUUGGCUCUCAGACCUGUCAAAAUGUGGGCUAGUUCUGAAGACACACUGGCACCGUGUUGUUGGAAAUGAGAUAUAUGUGAGUGACUGUAGUCGGUCAGAAACAAAUAUUUUCUGUCUUCAGGUUGUUUGUAACAGAAAUGCGCUCUCUCACUUUGAGAUAUUUAUGGGGAUAAAGUUGCAUUAAAGCCCAGUCCAGACUGCUUGAUGGCCCCGACAGAGGUUUAUAAUAAUAAUAAUGAUAAUGAACUUUAUUUAUGAAGCACAUUUAAAACCAAGGGUAUGCCAAGGUGCUUAACAAGUAACAUAGAGAAUAAAAGGAAGAUAAUAGAAAUGGGACCAAAGCAAGUACUAGGUAUGCAAGAAAAUAGCUGUCACUGAUACAUAGGAAAGCAGCAGAUACAGAGCAAACAAGGAAUUAAAUGAGCAUAAAAGUGCAUCAUAUAAAAUCAUAACAGAAAUGUUAACUAGAGGGAAAGGCAAGAUUGAAUAAGUGGGUUUUUAGUCGUGAUUUAAACAGUGCAAUAGAAUCAGAGGCGCGGAUAUCAAGAGGAUGGGUAUUCCACAGUACCGGGGCAGAGAGAGCAAACGCACGGUCACCCCGGGACUUCAGCCGAGAUCUGGGCUGGGUCAGAAAUAGUUGAGUGGCAGAUCUGAGUGUUCUAGCAGGAGUAUGUGGCCUGAGAAGUUCACUAAGAUAACUCAGCGCUAAUCUAUUAAUAGUUUUGAAUGUAAGGAGUAAUAUUUUAAAUUGAGUACGGUACUUUAUGGGUAGCCAGUGCAAGCCAGCUACAAUAGAGCAAAAUUUCCUGGUACCAGUCAAGAGGCGGGCUGCUGCAUUUUGGACUGUUUGCAGUCUAAGAAGAAGAGAAGAGGGACGACCGUAGUGCAAGGAGUUACAAUAAUCCAACCUGGAGGUCACAAAAGCGUGAAUAAGCUUCUCCAGGUCCUCGUGCGGAACAUAAUGCCUAGCCUUAGAGAUAAGGCGCAGUUGGUGGAAGCUAGAUCUCACUACAGCAGACACUUGCUUAUCGAGUUUGAGCGAGCUAUCCAGCAGUACACCCAAGUUACUGACAUAGUCACAGGAAGAGCUAGCAAAGGGACCCAGGGCAGCACAGAGUUGGACACAAGGGAUUUUACUGUUGAACACCACAGUCUCAGUCUUCUUAUCGUUUAAAACGAGGGAAUUACUCAGGAACCAUUCUUUGACCUCCCACAUGCAUUCUUGAAAGUAGUGCAUGGACACAGCAAGGUCGUCAGUAAGUUCAAAAUAGAUCUGUAUGUCGUCGGCGUAACAGUGGAAGGCGAUAUUGUAUUUUUCAAAGAUUGCGCCUAGAGGGAGCAAAUACAACGAGAAGAGAAUAGGGCCUAAAACUGAUCCUUGAGGUACACCGCAGCAGACCAGAGCGGAGGAAGUGGAGAAGGUGCCUAAGUUAACUGAUAAGGAUCUAUCAGCGAGGUAUGAUUUAAACCAGUCGAGGGCAGUGCCUCUAAUACCCACAGUGUGCUCAAGUCUUAAUAAUAAGAUGUUAUGGUCCAGCUCAUCAAAAGCCAAAGAGAGGUCCAAUAAAACUAGGAUCAUAGAGCGUCCAGUAUCAGUAAUUACAAGAAUAUCAUUAAGAACUCUAACCAACGCUGUUUCAGUGCUAUGCAAUGGCUUAAAAGCAGAUUGAAAUUUCUCAGCAAUAUUGUUCGUGCCCAAGUACGCCUGGAGCUGGGAGAGAACUAGUCUCUCCAGGAUGUUGGGCAAGAACGAAAGCUUAGAGAUCGGUCUGUAAUUUAAAAGGUCAUAACAGUCAGAGUUUCUUUUUCUAAGAAUCAGGUGGACUACAGCAUGCUUAAAGGCCAAAGGAACACAGCCUGAGAGCAAGGAAAGGUUCAUAAGAAAUAGGAUACUAGGUCCAAUUACAUCACAACAGUCCUUAGCUAUGCGAGAUGGAAGCAUGUCAAGCACAGUAUUGGUGUUAUUCAUUUGAUUAACUAGCCGCUUAAGAGACAAAAGUGAUGUCAAUAUAGCUUCAGAAACUCUUGUAUAAAUUAUUGUACGAACCACACGUUAUCUCAGUAGCAGAUAAGGUGAGCAGCAGCCAUCUUGGUUAUUUACAAAAGAUCCACAGCAGGGCUCCUCAGUGUAUUUCCAUCAAACCUGCCCUGUAUUAGAUGAAUGUUUGUGAUUGGCCUGACACAAACAGGGCUGUGUGGAAAUGUGCAGACGGAUGCCUUCUGCACGAGCUAAAGAAACAUGAGCUCUCUUAUUCAUUUGGUUCCCAGGCUAUAUUUAUUAUCCCCCCCCCCCACCUUUUUUUUUUUAAAUAAACAGUAUAAGAUAUUGUUUUUGGUUGUGUGCGAAUUUUUGUACGGAAAUAAGUUUCCUGCCUAAAGAAAAAUUGUGUUUGGUUUCUCAGAUUGGCUCAAGUUCAGCUCACCAAAAGCCGGAAGCGAUUUAAUAAGGCACACACUAAAUGGGAGUGGUGAGUGACUGGAUCUGUUAUGGCAGUGCCAUUUAGAAGAAACCUCUCCUCGCUGCAGCCGUGUUGGUAAUAUCAGAUAGAAAAAUAAAUAAAUAAAAGCUCCUUAAAUGCAUGGUGACUUUUCUUUCCCCUGAAAGUUUUACUUCUAUCUUUGCUGUUGUGAAAUCCUCCUGUAAAUUCAGGCUGCCAUGUCUGCUCCUUAUGUCUCUUUUAAGCCUUUUGUGGAUCCGGAUGUUCUCUUUAUUGAGGAAUCCACAAACAAAGCUGAGCAACCUGUUUAUUUAAAAAGGCCCAUGCUGUGUGUGAAAUGUGUGCAACUUUGUCUUUGUGUCUCUUGCUAAAUGUUCGUGAUUGUUAUUUAAACACUCCCUCUCCUCUUCCUCUGUUCACCACAGGGCAGACAGAUAGACAACCACACACUUUCACAACUUACUUAAAGACUAAUUUAUUAUUUUGUUUUGUUUUUUUCAUUUCCAAUAGCCAGUUUCCUGGGAAAAUAUUAUAUUUUCAACUGUGAAUCACCAGAUUUGUUGUAUUUCUGUUCUGUGUACCAACACUGUUUGUUAUUCAUUUGUUACUCCUCUGUUCUGUUUUCUUGUCUCCCAUCUCUAAUCUGUUGCUCUAACAUUUUUGUUCACCGCAUCUUUCAUUUCUCUCAAACACACACGUAUCUAUCCUUUCCAUUCCAGGUUAUUGGCUGUACUUGUCCUGCUGAUUUAACUAUAGUAAAACUCUGUUAUCUGUAAAUCUGGUGGGAUUUUGUCUUUCACUGCAUGUUGAAAAGGGGAUUUUAAAGGUUGACAUCUCAAUAUAAGCUGGACAUGUCUGACAGCCUGGUCGUACUUCUUUUCCUCAAAUUUGACUGAGAGGCAGGCUGGAUCACUUUGAGCGGCAGGAGAAGGAGAAGGGGAGGCAUCAAGCCAGUGAGAGAGUGGUGACCUUCUGUCACAGAGCUGAGGCCCGAUAAUCUCACAUCAAAGUCUCAGCUCAGACUUGACUGCAAUGGGCCCUAACUCCCUGAGUCUGUAUAAAAGAAACAUCUUCAAUUAGAAGACAUAGCGCUUUCUUUUCAGAUGAAACUUUUGAAAUGGAGCUAGUGCACCGAGCCAGUCGAGACAUAGUCGUCUAAGCUCAUUACAGCCACCUGGGGAGUUGGAGCUUUGGGCAAAAUUAAGUUUAUUCAGAUAUACCCUGGUGUAUGUGGAUAAACUUUUAUCUUGAUGACACAUAAAAGUUUGUGCAACCAUAAACUUCCUUUUUGAGUCUGCCCAUGCUUCAGACACAGCAGGAUAAGAUUGCAUCAGAACUGGCCAUAAAGAAAAAAAACACAAAAAACAGGUUUUGCAGGCUUUAGCUGACAUCAGUGACCUUUAAAUGCUUGCUUUUUGCCAGUGCAGGAAGCGUUCGGGUCAUUUAAAGCACUGUAACGCAUUGCAAGUGAGGCAGUGCAUUGAAAGUAUUCUGCAAAGUCAUAAUACUCUGCGUGAAUAGCAGCUCCUAUACAUAUUCUGUAUUUAUUGGAUUCAUAUUUAAGAUUAUUUUCAAAUUGUUAUUGAACUAUCUGCCAUAUUUUAGACUCUUAUUACAUUUCCUAAAUAAAUGUGGUGUAAAAACACUCUAUGUGUCUGUGUUUACUGACUUUCCAGUGGGUUAGAUAUGAAGCUGUAGUUUUUAAUAGGGCAGUUUUUACAGGGCAGGCAAAGAAAGACAUUUUUUAAAUUUGUAAAUAUAAGAGGAUUGUAAGAGUAAGAUUAGGCUGAUUGUUAGUGCCAUCGAUUUUGCGUUUAGGACAGGAAGAGAAAUGGGUAAAAUCUGAAACCCAAUACGAUCGAACCCCGAUUAAUCAAUUAGCAUGCUGUGCAUUUUACAAUUGAAACAGAGCUGUAGCCAUUGGGACAGGCUCGCUGUCACUCCAGAGAACCACCAGAAAAUGCUUUAAUUGUAUUUGCAGCUCGGGGACUGGCCCGCCUUUGGCGAUCGCUGGUUGGCUCCUUUCAAGAGCGCUUCCAUUUGCCGUUCUCCUAUUGGCUGAGAGAGCUUUCUGUUUUGGUAGCCUGCCAGAUGCCGUCUGCGAGGGGAGGGAGCCGUCUGCCUUCCGCUUUGGGCAGAAGGAUAGACACACAAUGAGUAGACGAGGCUGGGUAGAAGCUCCACUAACGCCGCUGUAAAUAUAUCCAUCAUUCACUGAGGCCAGAGAAACAUGGAGAACCAGUGCACUGUGCAGGUAAAACUAGAGUUGGGCCACCGAGCUCAGCUAAGGAAGAAGGUGACAUCAGAAGGCUUCACCCACGACUGGAUGGUGUUUGUCCGAGGCCCAGAGACUGGUGACAUCCAGCACUUUGUAGAGAAGGUUGUCUUCCGCCUGCACGAGAGCUUCCCCAAACCCAAGAGAGUAUGCAAGGAGCCUCCGUACAAAGUGGAGGAGUCGGGCUACGCAGGUUUCCUCAUGCCUAUUGAGGUUUACUUCAAGAACAAGGAGGAGCCCAAAAAAGUGUGUUUCAACUACGACCUUUUCCUUAACUUGGAGGGCAACCCACCAGUCAACCACCUGCGCUGUGAGAAGCUCACCUUCAACAACCCCACCAAAGAAUUCAGGAGAAAGCUGAUCAAAGCUGGAGGGGUGUUGGUGGUCCCUGAGGGGGCGGAGGCCAUGUCAAGGCCAAGCCCAGACUACCCCAUGCUCCCCACCAUCCCCCUCUCUGCCUUCUCAGACCCCAAGAAGACCAAGACCUCUCACGUGUCAAAGGAACCCAGCAAAGAAGGAAGUGGAGGCAGCAGCAAAGGACCCAAACCACACAAGUUAACCAAGGAGCACCGAGAGCGGCCACGCAAGGACUCUGAGAGCAAAGCCGCUUCAAAAGGAGACAACGAUAGAGACGGAAGCAGCAAGCCUGGCCGCGAUCCUUCCUCUUCCUCUUCUUCAAAAAAGCCGUCAGACAUCAAAGUGAAAGAUGAAGUAAAGGUCCUCCCCAAGGCGGCCUUCAAGGAGCCUAAAAUCACACUGAAGGACUCAAAGAUGGAGGGAAUGUCUCCGAAAGGAGGGGGGGCCGGUAGCGGCGGAGGAGGCGGGGGAGGAGGUGGCGGAGGGCCGCCGGAGCCCAAAGCACCGGGGAAACGACCGUCCACGGUGGAGUCUCCCAAACCGAGCGCUAAGAAGCAGAAGAAGGCCAGCUCCGAGGGGCCGAAGGGGCCCACCGGCAGCGGGGCCUUCACAGGAACCUCCCCCCGUGUAUCGUCCUCGUCCGCAGCAAACCAGUCGUACGCUGAGAAGAAGCCUCCGAAGGAGAAGGGUCGCUGGUUCCCAAGCAAAAACGACACGCAGGAACUGAAAGAGGCCAAGAAACUACAAGACUCAGAAGAGUCGAAUUCAGAGGAUGAAGCAUCGUCAAAAUCAGAGCCGUCGGUUCCCUCCAGUCCUUCCACUCAAAGCUCCAGUUCAGAUUCCAGUUCAGACUCUGACUUUGAGCCGGGACAGAAACAAGGACAAGGCCCCCUGCGAUCCAUGGUGGAGGAGAUCCAGUCUGAAGAGUCCGAUGAUGAUGACUCCACCUCAGAGGAAGAAACGCCCAUCAAAACCAACCCGCCUAACCGCGACUCUCGACUCAGCCUGGACAGCGAGAGCGACAGCAGCGACGGCUCCCACCGCCCCAGUCGAGACCCCGCCCCGCCCCCACAGAAACACAGCUCCUCCAAUAACAAAGUGUCUGUCCGAAAAAGCCCAGAUUCCUCGUUUCGCUCGGAGAAGGUGAUGAAGAAGGGAUACGACAAGGUAGGAAGGGCCUACACAGAAGAACUGGUGGACCUCCACCGCAGACUGAUGGCAUUAAGGGAGCGUAACGUCCUGCAGCAGAUCGUCAACCUGAUCGAGGAGACGGGCCAUUUCAAUGUGACCAACACCACCUUUGACUUUGACCUCUUUUCACUGGACGAGUCCACCGUCCGCAAACUACAGAGCUACCUGGAGGCGACCACGUGACAGGAAGUGGAAGCCGGCCCGCGGAUGGCGGAGGCGGCCUCGCCGCUGCGUCUGCUCUUUCGAGAGGAGACGGGUAGCCGGAUCUGUCGCAGCUCUUUCGUGGGACUGACUGAACCUUCGAACAAGCACACACGAAGACACAACUCCACCACCUACGCUCGACGCCGGGGAGAGAACUGGAGGAGGAGCAGCGGGAGGCGUGGAAGGAGACGCCGGAGCGGCAGAACUCCGUCUGCAGUCAGGAUUUUCACUACCCAUCUCUCGUCUCGAGUCCGUGCAGUGGUGUGGAAUUCACCCCACAACCCCUCCUCCACCCUCCUGCACCCUCAUUGCUCCCGCCUCUGCAAACCUAAUACUUCCCCCUCCUCCUCUUCCUCCUCUACAUGCACACUCCUUACUCGGCAGAACACUCCGAUUCUUCCCCCCCACCCCCGUUGUCAGCUGGAGCUCAUUUCUCUCUCGACAUACUCUUGAGGUGUGUGUGUGUGUGUGUGUGUGUGUGUGUGUGUGUGUGUGUGUGUGUGUGUGUGUGUGUGUGUGUGUGU
Molecule: messenger RNA, 8934 nt
Organism: Haplochromis burtoni (Burton's mouthbrooder)
Lineage: Eukaryota; Metazoa; Chordata; Actinopteri; Cichliformes; Cichlidae
Gene: mllt1a
Product: MLLT1 super elongation complex subunit a
Exons: 12
Coding region: 6614-8389 (591 amino acids)
Biological process (GO): regulation of DNA-templated transcription
Cellular component (GO): super elongation complex
Source: RefSeq, a predicted model, not a curated record